This is a messenger RNA of Micropterus salmoides (largemouth bass), 1686 nucleotides long. RefSeq lists its product as uncharacterized. The record is from RefSeq and is a predicted model, not a curated record. The transcript has 7 exons. Gene Ontology annotation, molecular function: MHC class II protein binding; protein tyrosine kinase binding. Gene Ontology annotation, biological process: interleukin-15-mediated signaling pathway; positive regulation of ERK1 and ERK2 cascade; T cell activation. Bases 45 to 911 code for a protein of 288 amino acids. Lineage: Eukaryota; Metazoa; Chordata; Actinopteri; Centrarchiformes; Centrarchidae. Gene Ontology annotation, cellular component: external side of plasma membrane; membrane raft.
UUUCAUUGUUGAGGAGGUGAAAACAAGAGGGAGAGAAAAGCAAAAUGGUUCAAUUCAGUUGGAUUAAUACGUCUUUAUUUGUGAUACUGGUGCUUCAGUUUACAGCUGUAACUGGACAGAACUCUCCCUCCUUCACUGUCAAAGUUGGAGAUGAAGUCACUUUGCCUUGUGAAAAUGUGAUAAAUAAUCAGGACAAGUGUGACAGUACUUCCUGGGUUGUCAGUCGUUAUAUUGAGACAACAGAGCUGGUUACACAUGGGAAGAUUAGUAAAAAUGAGAUUUCCAAAGUUAAAUCAGACAGAAUGAGUGUUACAGAGAACUGUUCUCUGGUUAUAAAGAACGUCACAGACGAGGAUGUUGGUCGUUACACCUGCAGACAGUUCAACAAAUCAGGACAACAACAAGGUCCAGACUCUCAGGUUCAUCUGUCUGUUAUUAUCAUGAAACACUUUCAGAACAAUGAUCAGGUCAGCUUGUACUGCAAUGUGUUUACAUUUGGCGAGUGUGGACACACAGUCGAGUGGUUGUAUCAGGGCGAUGAGAACGACACGGCGACAUCACAGGGUUCCUGUUCAGAUAUUGUGGUAUUUACUCCUCGUCUUAAUCAGAAUUCAAACUAUUCUGAGUUACUGAAGUGUAACGUGACAGAUAACAAGAGUGGACAGAUGCUGCUGUGUAGCGUUGGCCCCCAGUCCUCAUGUCAGAAAACAGUUCGUACGACAAAAUCAAAAGGUAUCACAACAGAGGGGAGAAACGAAACUCUACUCACAAAGGUUGAAACUACAUUGAAACAAGUUCCAGGUUGGUGGCGGUACAUCAUUGUGUCUGUAGUUUUAGCAGCACUCUCAAUAAGUGUUGUGGCGGUCAAAAUAUGGACGAAAACUAAAAGGGAACAAAACACAGAUGGAUGAAAAUGUUGCGGCUCCUGAAGAUGGUGUUUCGAAGCUACACCAAGGUGCCCAACCGUAAGGCCCAGGUAAGCUGUUGGAUUGGUUAUCCAAAAGAAGUCGGAGCCAGCAAAUUUAAUGACAAUUCAUCCAAUAAUUGUUAAGACAUUUCACUUAAAACCACAAAUGUGAACCUCAUCCUGGUGCUCAAGGAAAAAUCAGGGAAUCACCAAAAUCAUCAAGGUUCGUUCUUUGUGAGCGAUGAAUGUCUGUGCCAAAUAUUGUGCCAAUACAUAAAGUAGACGUUGACAUAUUUCACAAAAUAAUUCAAAACUUUGAACUGCUUCUUGCUCUAAAGGAGAAGUCAGAGAAGUCAGAAGUUAUUAAGAUUCAUCCUCCUGGACUCGAAUGUCUGAAUAAAAUUGUCACUACAAUCGAUCCAACAGUUGUUGAGUAUUUCAGUACUUCAUUUCUAAAGUACUGGACGGGCCGAUCAACUGGCAGACACAUAUAUAAAAUUUGUGAGCGCUUGUGAGGACUUUGUAAUAAGUUGUCUUCCAUUGCUGUCUGUGGCAGUGUGUUACAGUGUGAUGUGUUCUGAGACAAGGAUUUAGUUACUUGUGUUGUGCUUAUACAGUUUUACACUGUAUUGUGGCGUAUCACAAUGAGUUCUGUUGUGUUUAUGCAUGUUUUGAUGUAUUUCAUUUAAUAGUUCCCUGAGUUUAUGUCCAGUUUAAUGUCAGGAUGAUGCUUUGCACUGUUGUCUGUCAUUGAGUUGGAUUACAACAUGCUGAAUGUC